AUGGAUCUUUUCUCCAUCGAACGCUGUGAUCGUGAAAUUUUUUAUUUUCUGUCAACAAGUCUUGAUAAAGAUAUUUCACUUGAAUUUGCUCGACUUGCUAUUGAUAAACUAGGUCUUCGUGGAGUUAUAUUUCGUAUGAAAAUUGAUCCAAAAAAAGUUAAUUUAUCAAAUCCAUAUGCAUCCUUAAUUUUUCGUGUUGUUCAUAUUCGACAAAUGAAAGAUGAAAAUAGAAUUUGGCAAGUUUAUUUAAAAUUAGCAACAAAUCAAGAUGAUAUACAACUUGAACAAUUAACAAAACAUUUACGUGAAGAUCUUCAGUGUUCAUUGAAUCCUUGGGAAAGUUUAGCCAAAUUAAUAUUAAAUAUUGAAUAA
Molecule: messenger RNA, 372 nt
Organism: Rotaria sp. Silwood2
Lineage: Eukaryota; Metazoa; Rotifera; Eurotatoria; Philodinida; Philodinidae
Source: the annotation of a GenBank genome assembly